AUGGAGAAUGUGGGAGACAAUUCUUCAUCAUCUGUGGGGGAUCCAAUCUCCACAAGGGAAGUUAAUCUUGGUCCAAGUGGUCCAAGAUUAGUCAUAGAACUUCCUGCAAUGCCAGCAGAGUUCAAAUUGACUGGAUACAAUUUGAUUCGAUGGUCAAAAUAUGUUCGAGAGGUAUUUACUGGAAGAGGGGUGUUACAUCAUUUGAUUGAGGGGAAACCGGAUCCAUUGUCUCGAGAAUUUCGUAGAUGGAGAGAAAAAGAUGCAUUAAUUAAAACCUGGUUUUGGGGAACAAUGAUUCCCCAAAUUGGCCGAGAUUUUUUCUUUCUAUCUACAGUCAAAGAUAUGUGGGAAACAGUUCACACGAAAUUCUCACAAAGAAAUAAUGAGGCACAUUUAUAUGAACUUGAGACAAAAUCCAUGUCCACAAUUCAAGGAAAUAAAUCUAUGAUGGAAUAUACAGGACAACUGAAAAAUUUAUGGCAGGAAAUCGAUUAUUAUCUCAGCAUUGAUACAGAAAAACCUGCAGAAAUUGUUGUCCUAUGA
This is a messenger RNA of Spirodela intermedia, 543 nucleotides long. NCBI's taxonomy places the organism in Eukaryota, Viridiplantae, Streptophyta, Magnoliopsida, Alismatales, Araceae. The record is from the annotation of a GenBank genome assembly.